Rhododendron vialii is the source of this 3958-nucleotide messenger RNA. RefSeq lists its product as uncharacterized. NCBI's taxonomy places the organism in Eukaryota, Viridiplantae, Streptophyta, Magnoliopsida, Ericales, Ericaceae. The record is from RefSeq and is a predicted model, not a curated record. Gene Ontology annotation, molecular function: phosphatidylinositol binding. The transcript is spliced from 15 exons. The coding region runs from base 255 to 3614 and encodes 1119 amino acids.
UUUACUACUAAAGUAAAAUGCUACUACUAGAGAGAAAAUGUUGAAGAAAUCAUCUGUACCGAUGUUUUAGAGUGAGAAAAUGUUGGAGAGAGAGAGAAAGAGAGAGAGACAGAGAGGGCGAGCGAGGGAGAGAACACGCACGCGUUGAUCUUGUGAAGAAGAUUAUGUACGCACAACACGAAAUAGUUUUGAAUUGAGAGUUUGAAGUUUUGCGUAGCUAAUUUCACGGUGUGAAGAUUGAUGUUAGGUCUGAAAUGAGCACGGAAGAAAAGCAUGCGGUGACGGUUCGAGACCUCGUGGAGGAGGCGAAGAAGCGGAUUGUGUUUCUGAUCAUGUGCGCGGUCGGAUUGUCUUAUCUCUUGUCUAUGACAAGCUCCUCAGUCUGGGUUAAUUUGCCCGCUGCAGCAUCCUUAAUUGUCACCGUUCGCUAUUUUUCUCUGUACUUUGAAAUGCGGGGAAAAGCUGCGGUAUACAACAGCAAACCAACAUUAGCACAUAUUUCUUCUAAAACGAAACCUUUUGAAGGUCCUAACACCGGUGUUAUGAAGUCUGAUUGGAGAAGGAAGGUGAAUUCCCCUGUUGUCGAGAAUGCAUUAGAUCAGUUCACUAGGCAUCUAGUUUCUGAGUGGGUGAUGGAUCUGUGGUACUCUCGCCUAACCCCUGACAGACAAGGUCCAGAGGAGUUGGUUCAUAUCAUGCAUGGUGUUCUGGGAGAGAUUUCAUCUCGCCUGAGAAAUGUAAAUCUCAUAGAUCUUCUGACAAGGGACAUUAUUAGUAUUUUAUGCACGCACCUGGAGCUUUUCCGUUCAAGUCAGUCAAAGAUUGAAAAGCACCAACUUGGACCACUGACUUUUGAACGUCGUGAUGUGGAAUUAAAAUCCAUUCUAUUUGCAGACAACAAAUUGCACCCUGCCCUGUUUUCUGCUGAAGCUGAGCACAAGGUGCUUCAGCACUUGAUGGAUGGUCUCAUAUCUUUCACAUUCAAACCUGAGGAUUUGCAGUGCUCUUUGUUCCGCUUUACUGUUAGAGAGCUUCUUGCUUGUGCACUAAUGCGACCAGUAUUGAACUUAGCAAACCCAAGGUUUCUUAAUGAAAGGGUUGAGUCUGUAGCAAUUUCUUUAAGCAAGGCUAAUGAAGGAGCGGCUACACUCUUGGCAUCACAGUCUAAAUCAAAAGCGUCUUCAAGGAUUUCAUCUGAUCAUUUCACUAGGAUUCUGGACCCUUCUGUUAAGGGUGUUGAGCUUGUCCCACUCAAAAAGGAUCCAUCCAAAACUUUGGAAGAGAAAUCCACAAAAGACAAUGCAAAUGGAACCCUCACGAAGGACCCAUUGCUUUGUAUGGAUACUAGAUCAACCCUUUCUUGGAGUUCUCAGCCAUUGGAUCCACUAACUGGUGAUGGUAGAGGUAGUCAACGACUCCACUCUGGGGAGAUUUGGGAUGGUACAGUAGUUAUGAUUUCUCGCAGAGAAACUGAAGCUAUUGCUCCAAAUCAUUUUGAAAACUACAGAAGGAAGGAAGAUGAGAAUUAUGCUAUUGAGUCAGGGAUAAAAAGUUCUUCAGCAUUAUAUAAAACAGCAGAUAAUUUGAAGGUAUUGUCAAGGGAGAAAGAAAAGGAUGGUGCAACCAAGAUUAGUUCUGAUCACAGCAAUGCUGCUCUUUCUAGGCGUAAUGGGAACAUUACAAGUCACCUUUCUGCUAUUUCAUAUAUAGAGUUUGAUGAGAAUGAUCUCAUGCGGUUGGAGGAGGUAGAAUCAGGGAGCAGUUCUUAUACUAGUGAAGAUGAUGAAACCAGCAGUGUGACUGGUCUUGAUUUUCCGGUCAACAAAGUUUGGGAUGGUAAACUAAAUAGAUAUCUUUCGGUUUCACACAUUCAUCAUCCACUGCAGAGUUCUGAAGGCUGUAACACAAGAAAAAGUGGCGUAGGACAUCUUCACUCUAGAUUACAUAGGACUCAAUCUAGGAGGAAAAGGUUUAAGAGAUUAAGCAGUCAGAAGAGGCACAUCUGGCAAGAAGUUGAGAGAACAAGCUUCUAUUCAGGAGACAGGCAGGAUAUACUGAAUUCUUUUAAAGGACGUGUGGAAUCUGAGGACUCUAGUGAUGAUUAUGAGGCAGAAGUUUUGGGUAGAAUUCACAGUGGAGCAACUGCUUCUUCAUCCACUUCCUCAACUCGUUUACUCGACUGUGAUAAUUUGGCCGUCAGUGCUCAGAAAAACUCAUUGUUGCCAGAUUCCUUUCUGAAGUUGAGAUGUGAGUUUGAAUGCUAUUUCCAGUCGCAGGUAUUGGGUGCCAAUAUUGUGAAGGGUGGCUCUAGAACAUUCGCCGUUUAUUCCAUUUCUGUUACAGAUACGAAUGAGGAUAGUUGGUCUAUCAAAAGAAGGUUUCGGCAUUUUGAGGAACUCCAUCGACGUCUUAAGGAGUUUCCAGAAUAUAAUCUUCAUUUGCCACCGAAGCAUUUUCUGUCAACUGGACUAGAUGUGCUUGUCAUUCGAGAACGGUGUAAAUUGCUACACAAGUACUUGAAGAAGCUUCUUCAGCUUCCAACUAUUUCAGGAUCAAUAGAAAUUUGGGACUUCCUUAGCGUUGAUUCCCAGACAUAUGUAUUCUCACAUUCUAUAUCCAUCAUUGAGACAUUGUCAGUUGACCUAGACAGUAUAACCCAUGAAAGAAGUGAAGAGGCUCAGAAUGCUCUUGGGCAGACUGUAAAUCCCUUACCUUCCCAUUGUGAACAUCGCAAUGCUGAGAGCAAGGAAUCUGCAUUAGCAAUGAAGCAUAAUAUUGUUGGAGAUGGAUCAAGAGUACAGGCACAAGGCGCAGUUUAUACACAGCAACAAAAACCAUCUGAGGACUCUGACAAAUCAGACCAAAGAAAUAUAUCCCUGUCCAGAAAGUCCAUAAACAGAAUCGAAGGUGAUGAUUUACAAACUUCAUCUCAGCCAAUUAUUGGUGCUGCUUCCGAUCCCACCCUCCCUACUGAGUGGGUACAGCCAAAUCUAAGUGCUCCCCUAUUAGAGUUGGUUGAUGUGGUUUUCCAGCUCCAAGAUGGUGGUUGGAUCAAGCGGAAGGCUUUUUGGGUGGCCAAACAGAUAUUACAACUGGGAAUGGGCGAUGCCUUUGAUGAUUGGUUGAUUGAGAAAAUUCAGCUUUUGCGUAGGGGAUCUGUGGUCGCUUCAGGGAUCAAGCGGAUAGAGCAGGUACUUUGGCCUGACGGAAUAUUUAUAACAAAGCAUCCAAAGCGACGACAACCAAACCCUUCUGGGAGCACACCCCAGAGUUCACCUUGUGGGCACCCUCCCACGUCUGUAUCUUCGCCUAAGAAAGUGGAUGCCGUAGAAUUGGAUGAGAAUCGACUAAAGGAAGCUGAACGGCGUGCCAGAUUUGUACAUGAGCUUAUGAUUGAUAAUGCACCAGCUGCGAUCGUGGGUCUUGUUGGUCACAAGGGGUAUGAACAAUGUGCAAGGGAUAUCUAUUACUUUCUUCAGUCAUCUGUAUGUUUGAAGCAAUUGGCCUUUGACCUUCUUGAGCUGCUUCUCUUGUCGGCAUUUCCGGAGAUGGAUUACGUCUUCCAGCAGUUGCAUGAAGAGAAGGAAAAGUUUGGGGGAUUCAGAACUACUUGAUAUGUAUCUUGAUCACAGAUUUGAGAGCGAUAACCACCACUUGUGUUUCCGAUUUGUAGAACAUAAUUUGUUGAAGAACAGGUUUCUUAUAUUGCAGCAGCAACUUGAGAACCGAAAAUAGAUUUCCCAACGUGAAUUGUCGGAGCCGAGUUCCAUCAAGUUAGAUUUGGGGGGUCCGAUUAGUUAUUACUAGGUUUUAGUUGCAAUUUCAUGUAAAUCUCUAGGCCCUUAUAUAGAUAUGAUAAAGUUUCCUUUAAUUAGAAAUGACAAAGGUUCCGAUUUGUAAUUAGCUUCUGGUUGCAAUCUCAUGUCCAUCAAUCUAAUUCUCCUUUUUUCUUUCCUCA